Messenger RNA from Zymoseptoria tritici IPO323, 2472 nucleotides. RefSeq lists its product as uncharacterized. Gene Ontology annotation, biological process: endonucleolytic cleavage of tricistronic rRNA transcript (SSU-rRNA, 5.8S rRNA, LSU-rRNA); ribosome biogenesis; maturation of SSU-rRNA from tricistronic rRNA transcript (SSU-rRNA, 5.8S rRNA, LSU-rRNA). NCBI's taxonomy places the organism in Eukaryota, Fungi, Ascomycota, Dothideomycetes, Mycosphaerellales, Mycosphaerellaceae. The coding region runs from base 1 to 2472 and encodes 823 amino acids. Gene Ontology annotation, molecular function: GTPase activity; U3 snoRNA binding; GTP binding. The transcript has a single exon. The record is from RefSeq and is a predicted model, not a curated record. Gene Ontology annotation, cellular component: nucleus; preribosome, small subunit precursor.
AUGGCUCCAGUCCCGCACUCCCACCGCUCCACCACCAAGUCGAUCAACAAGCCAUUCAAGACCAAGCACGCCUCCAAAUCCGCGUUGAAGAACGCUGCAAAGGGCAAAGUAGAAGCACUUGAAGGCGGCGGGUCUCGCAAGACGCCACACCAGCAAGUCAUGAAUAAAAUCGAUCGCCGCAAUCGUGCGAAGCAGCUCCGUCAGAACCACCAUGCCGAUCGUGAAGAGAAGGGAUCUGUCUUCGCAGGGAGGAAUGCUGCUCCAAGGAUCAUUGCAGUGGUACCACUAUGCGCGGAUAUACAGUGCGGAGAGGUGUUGAAGAUGCUGAACGCCAGCGUGGAGGUGGAGGACAUGGAUGGGAACACUGCUCGGUCUGGGUUGUGGAUUCCUCGAUUCAAGCAGAAGGUGACAUACUUGACGCCCGAACGAGACCUGCUACAAUGUCUGGAUGCAUGCCGUGUCGCAGACUUUGUGCUCUUUGUGCUUAGCGCGAAUGAAGAGGUGGACGAGCUAGGAGAGCAUCUCCUUCGCUGCAUAGAGUCGCAGGGUGUCUCCACGGUACUCACCGGUGCGUACGGCUUGGAGAAGGUAGAGCCUGCGAAAAAGCGGCCUGAUGUCCUCAAGAGCUUGAAGAGCUUCAUCACGCAUUUCUUCGCAGCGCAAGAAAAGGUACACGAUUUCAGCAAUCGACAAGACUGCAGCAAUGUCAUGCGAAGUCUGUGCACGACUAUGCCCAAGGGCAUCCGCUGGCGCGAGGACCGUAGCUGGAUGAUGCUUGAGGACUGCAAAUGGGAGGGAGACUCGGCAGUAGUGACAGGUGUUGUGAGAGGGAAGGGCUUGAAAGCUGAUCGAUUGAUGCAAGUGGGCGAGUGGGGCGACUUUCAAAUUGAGAAGAUCACCGCAGCGCCUUUGGAAACGAGGCCGCAGAGAACCAAGACGGACGAGAUGGCUGUUGAUACUCCUGAGGGCGAGCAAGUGCUGGAGCAGCCGACUGAAGAGCAGGAUGACCUGGCUGAGCUGGCCCCGGAAGAGACUGUCAUGGACGAUCUACCUACUGCCUCCGUUGCAGCCUCUGAGCGCAAAGCAGUAUUGCUUGACGAUCACCACUACUUCAAUGACGACCGCGGCGACCAGUACGCUGUACCGAAACGACUUCCACGAGGAACGAGCAAAUACCAAGCAGCAUGGUACUUGGGUGAUGUUUCCGAUUCCGGCUCUGAUCUCGAGGAUGUCGAGGAUGACGAUGAGGAGAUGGAUUUUGGUGGCUCGGUCGCGGCCGGCCCAGCAGACGGACACUUUGGUGACAUUCAGCCAGAGCCGACAGAGUUCGGUGGACCUUCCGAAUAUCCUCAAAGUGAAAUGUUCUUGGACCCAGCGCCAGAAGAGGAAGCAGACCAACUGGAGGCAUACCGCAAGCAGAGGCGUGAAGAGGCGGAAGAAGAUCUCGAAUUUCCCGAUGAGAUCGAACUGGCUCCCAAUGUUGAUGCUCGUGAACGACUGGCUCGCUAUAGAGGUCUGAAGAGCUUGCGCACCAGCCACUGGGAGACCGACGAGGACAAGCCAUUCGAGCCCGAAGACUGGAGCAGACUACUUGAGAUUGCCGACUACAAAGCCGCCAAAGCUCGCGUUCUCAAGGAAGCCAUGUUCGGCGGCGUCAAGCCCGGCACUCGCGUGAACGUCUUUCUCCGCGUCCCAUCCAACCGUCUGCCAGAGCUUCAAGCUCUCCCGGCACCCCUCGCCGCAUUCUCCCUCCUCAAGCACGAACAUAAGCGCUCCGCCGUCAACGUCUCCAUCUCCCUCUCCUCCGACUACGACGGCCCUCUCCGCAGCAAGGAGCAACUCAUCAUGCAAUGCGGUCCGCGCCGCCUGCUCAUCAACCCCCUCUUCAGCCAAGCAGGCAACACACCCAACAACGUCCACAAGUUCGACCGCUACCUACACCCCGGCCGCACCGCGGUGGCCACCUUUAUGGCUCCUAUAACCUGGGGCAGCGUUCCCUGCCUCUUCUUCAAACCCGCCAAACCCUCCACCGACGCCGUCGAGUCGCUCACCCAAUCCCUCCAACCCACUCAAACCUUCAAUCUCAUCGCAACAGGCACCACCCUCCCUCCCUCCACCAACCGCAUCAUCGCCAAACGCAUCAUCCUCACGGGUCACCCGUACAAAAUCCACAAGAAACUCGUCACGGUACGAUACAUGUUCUUCAACGACGUGGACGUGCGCUACUUCUCCGCGCUACAACUGUGGACGAAGCGUGGCCGGAGCGGAUACAUCAAGGAGCCGCUGGGAACGCAUGGCUAUUUCAAGGCGACGUUUGAUGGGAGGAUCAAUCCGUUGGACUCGGUGGCUGUUAGUCUUUAUAAGAGGGUUUGGCCGAGGCAGGCGGUCGCUUGGAGGGCGGGGAUGAAGUUGGACGGUGGCGAAGGGGAGGAGGAUGAUGAGGAGGCGCCGAGGUUGAUGGAGGUGGAGUGA